Messenger RNA from Hyla sarda, 4006 nucleotides. It is a transcript of the gene PPP4R1, whose product is annotated as protein phosphatase 4 regulatory subunit 1. The transcript has 20 exons. NCBI's taxonomy places the organism in Eukaryota, Metazoa, Chordata, Amphibia, Anura, Hylidae. The record is from RefSeq and is a predicted model, not a curated record. Gene Ontology annotation, molecular function: protein binding; protein phosphatase regulator activity. Bases 227 to 3094 code for a protein of 955 amino acids. Gene Ontology annotation, biological process: protein dephosphorylation.
AGGUGCUCGCCGUGCGCUGACAGGAAGAGGCGGCGCCCGGUGUCUGGAGGAGCUGGGUGAUGUGUUUGUGAUCCGGGGAGCCGCCAGAGAGCCGGACUGUAGUGCGGACACCCCUCCCCCCAUCAUCGAGCACACACUCCCCGGUACGGGCGCUGCACAUACCCGGCUGUCAGGCGGAGACUGUUCAACCGCAGACUCCAUGUAGCGACGCAGCCUGGGGCACAAGAUGGCGGAUUUGUCGCUGCUGCAGGAUGAUGUGCAGGAAGAAAUAGAUGGAUUUGGUGUGGAUGACUACAGCUCAGAGUCUGAUGUGAUUAUUAUACCUUCAGCCUUGGACUUUGUCUCACAAGAUGAAAUGUUGACACCUCUUGGAAGACUGGACAAGUACGCUGCAAGUGAAAACAUAUUUAACAGACAAAUGGUUGCAAGAAGUUUACUGGACACUUUAAAAGAAGUCAGCGAUGACGAGAAGGAUUGUAUUGCUGUGUUAGAAAGGGUUACAAAACUCUCAGAAGAUUCUGAGCCCACAGUACGUGCUGAACUCAUGGAACAAGUGCCUCACCUUGCUAUGUUUUGCCAAGAAAAUAGGCCAUCAAUUCCACAUGCUUUUUCCAAAUAUCUUUUACCAAUUGUAGUGCGAUAUCUGGCUGACCAAAAUAACCAGGUUAGGAAGACAAGUCAAGCAGCAUUGCUUGUGUUACUUGAACAAGAAUUAAUAGAAAGAUCAGAUGUGGAGAGUAAAGUAUGCCCGGUGCUCAUUGAUCUCACUGCACCAGACAGCAAUGAUGACGUCAAGACUGAAGCUGUAGCGAUUAUGUGCAAAAUGGCCUCAAUGGUGGGUAAAGAUAUAACAGAGAGGCUAAUCCUUCCUAGGUUUUGUGAAAUGUGCUGUGACUGCAGAAUGUUUCAUGUCCGUAAGGUUUGUGCAGCCAAUUUUGGAGAUAUCUGUAGUGUUGUUGGCCAAGAGGCUACAGAGAAGAUGCUGUUGCCACGCUUUUUCCAGCUGUGUUCAGACAAUGUGUGGGGUGUGCGGAAAGCCUGUGCUGAGUGUUUCAUGGCUGUGUCAUGUGCAACAUCACAAGAGCUUCGUCGGACUAGGCUCUCUGCUCUUUUCAUUAACUUAAUAAGUGACCCAUCUAGAUGGGUACGCCAAGCUGCCUUUCAAUCUCUUGGGCCUUUUAUAUCUACUUUUGCAAAUCCGUCAAGUUCUGGUCAGUACUUUAAGGAGGAAGAAUGUAAAACCGCUGAGCUUGUAAAACCGAAUGAAACGGAGAGCAGCCUGCUGAAUGAGCACCUGUUGGAAGAUACAAAGAAUGUUACUCAAAAAAAUGUAGUUGCAACAGAUGAAUGUCAAACAGACAACAGCCCUGGUACCAUCACUGUGAAACUAGAAACCAACUUGGAUGAAUAUCCAGCUUCAGAUGACCUUUUUAGGGUCAACAAUCACUCUGUUGACUUACUUUCACAUUGCACUUUGCCUUUGGAGAAUUCACUUGACUCUGUUGGACCAGAACAGGGUUCUCCUGAUGCAGAAUCAUCUAAGGUUUUAGAACUGCAGUCUUUGAAGAGCCCUGUUACUGAGCAAGAGCUGUUCAAUUCGUUUCAUUACUGGAGGACUCCAAUUCCUGAAAUAGAUAUAGAUCUGGAACUUCGGCAUACACAAGUUGAAGCACAUAGCCAAGACAGUAGGUUAUCUGUUCAGAAGGCAUCAUCCCCUGGCUCACCUAAUAUAGCCAUGGCUACAAGAAAGGAGCUAGAAGAGAUGAUCGAAAACCUGGAGCCACACACAGAUGAUCCUGAUGUAAAAGCACAAGUUGAUGUCCUUACUGCUGCCCUUAAAGCCUCCAGUUUAGAAUCUCAGGAAGAUAAAAGAUCCUCUCACUUGAAUCAGGAGAUAACCUACCGCAAUGACACAAUUGAGACCGGGAGGAUGAACUGCAGAGUCUCACAAAAUGACUCAAUCCCUCUAAUCACAGAUUCUGUAGAGUGCAUGCAAUCCACCCUGCGCUACAUCCACAAUGAUUCCGACUUGAGCACUAGUAGCAGCUAUAGCCCUGAAGAGGAAAAAAAGUCCAAAGUGCAGGAUGUCAUACCUCAAGCCUUACUGGAUCAGUAUUUAUCAAUGACUGACCCAUCCCGUGCCCAGACUGUUGACACAGAGAUAGCCAAGCAUUGUGCCUAUAGCAUUCCAGGAGUGGCCCUCACACUUGGUAGACAGAACUGGCACUGUCUCCGGGACACUUAUGAAACACUAGCAGCUGACAUGCAGUGGAAGGUACGAAGAACCUUGGCAUUUUCCAUUCAUGAACUAGCAUUAAUACUUGGGGAUUCCCUUACUGCUGCAGACCUGCUGCCAAUCUUCAAUGGUUUUCUAAAGGAUCUCGAUGAAGUCAGGAUAGGUGUCCUAAAACAUCUCUAUGACUUUUUAAAACUCCUUCAGCCUGACAAAAGACGAGAAUACCUGUAUCAAUUGCAAGAAUUCUUGGUGACUGAUAACUGUCGCAACUGGCGUUUCAGAGCUGAAUUAGCAGAGCAGUUGAUUCUUCUACUUGAACUAUACAGUGCCAGGGAUGUUUAUGACUAUUUACUACCAAUUGCUUUAACUCUCUGUGGGGACAAAGUAUCAUCUGUCCGCUGGAUAUCAUAUAAACUGGUUAGUGAGAUGGUUAAGAAGUUUUAUUUGGAUCCCACUCCAACCUUGGCUCUGGACCUUAUGAAUAAGCUUGUAGAACAGUUCUGCAGAAGCCCAAAAUGGUCAGGUCGACAAACAUUUGUGUUCAUAUGUCAGGGCCUCAUUGAAGAUGACUGUCUUCCUAUGGAGCAAUUUGCUAUGUAUUUAAUGCCUCAUCUACUGCAGCUUGCUUCUGAUAGAGUACCAAAUGUCAGAGUCCUCCUUGCAAAAACCUUAAAGCAAACUCUCUUAGAGAAAGAGUACUUCUUAACGUCUGCCAACACUCACCAAGAAGCUGUGGAGCAGACAAUUGUGGCUUUACAGAUGGAUUAUGAUAAAGAUGUCAAGUAUUUUGCCAGUAUACACCCUGCUAGUACCAAACUUGCAGAUGAUGCUAUGAGCACUGCUUCUUCCACCUACUAAUAGGCAUUAAUUUCCUGAAAAGGUCAGCUUGGUCUCAAACUGAAGACCAUAUUAUUGGUCUCUUGUGUCUUGUUGUUCCUAUUCUUUUUUUAGGAGGGAAGAGUAUCUAUGAACUCUCAGAGGAUUGCCACCAAAGCCUUAAGUCUUCUGUCUUCCUGAGAUUUCAAGAAACUUGAACUGGCUGAUGAGUAACUUUAUAUCUGUGAGGACAUAAAGCUGUACUCUAGGUUGUCAUCAUUCAGAAGGUUCACUUAGUCUUUUACUGCUGGAGCUGGUACUAAGGUGCUUGCAUAUAUGUUCUGUGCCCUCAAUGCCGGUUUUUAUUAAGGAGCCUACGGUAUGAAUGAUUACCAAUAUGGCUUGCCAUAUGCAAUAGCACUGUUAUGUAUCAAUGGGCCAUAACCUGCAGUGACUUCUACUAAUCAAUUUGUUCCAAAUCAUUGUAGAGAUUUUCCAGUAUUAGGGGCAAAUGUUUUUUUUAUUAAGUGUACCCCCCAUCACUUUCUUAAUGUGUGAAUAAUUUCCUUAUUGGGAUGUGUGUGUUAACUGAGAAAUCAAGGGCAAUGUACCCUUUUUUUUUUCUUAAGGGCUCAGUGCUAACACUACAUUAGAUACUGAUUUUAAUCCUUAAAUGCAGCAUAUUGCUGUACUUAAAGGCAAGCACCAUUGCUGUUAAGUACCUCUGUUAUAAUUUGUUUUCAUGCUGGUCAUGACCUGAAGGAUAUGUGUUAAUUCAUGUGCUUCAAGUCAAGUUUUUUUUUUAACUUGAUCAUGAUCAGCUAUGAGGUGCAUCAUUAUUGAUCUUCAUAUAAAUGUACAUAUCUGUGGUAUUCCCUGGAGUACGACAGUCUUUAAUCAUGCUGUUCAGUUGUAAUACAGGUUUAUCUGCUUGUCUGAAUAAAAUUUAUUAAG